Hemisphaericaspora subhashii is the source of this 1296-nucleotide messenger RNA. RefSeq names its product Lem3p (gene LEM3). The coding region runs from base 1 to 1296 and encodes 431 amino acids. The transcript has 2 exons. The record is from RefSeq and is a predicted model, not a curated record. Gene Ontology annotation, cellular component: endoplasmic reticulum; Golgi apparatus; plasma membrane. Lineage: Eukaryota; Fungi; Ascomycota; Pichiomycetes; Serinales; Debaryomycetaceae.
AUGACAUUGCAAGACAUAGCAGAGAAUGAUCAAAGUCAACCUUCUAAUCUUGGUCAAACUGAUUCUGACUCCGAUUCAGUUUCAGAAGAUCUCCCAUUGGAUGAUGGUAAGAAAGCAAAUUCAAAGAAGCCUAGUUCAAAUGCAUUUAGACAACAACGAUUAAAAGCAUAUAAUCCGGUUUUGACUGCCAAAACUGUAAUUCCGCUUUUGAUUGCUAUUGCUAUUGUAUUCGUCCCACUUGGUGCGGCAAUGUGGUACGCUUCCCAUCAGAUUGAAGAUAUCGCUAUUGACUAUAGUCAAUGUGAAGUUUUAGCAUCCAAUGAUCAUUUUUCAGAAAUUCCACCGGAAUUUACUGAGUUUCAUUUUAAUUCACUUUCAAAAGGUGAUGUACCUAAAUUUUCAUGGAAAUUGGAGUCAGACAAUUCUCAACAAUUCGAAGAUGAAAGAAAAGUAUGCGUUGUUCAAUUUGAAGUAAUGAAGGAUAUGAAGGGUCCAAUUUAUCUUUAUUAUAGAUUACAUAAGUUUUAUGCAAACCAUCGUCGAUAUGUUAAGUCAUUCAGUGAAGAUCAAUUAAAUGGGAAAGCUGCUUCUUUAAACACUAUUAAGAAUACGGUAGGACAAAACUGUGAACCAUUAUCAACUGAUUCUGAAGGAAGAAAAAUUUAUCCCUGUGGUUUGAUUGCAAAUAGUUUAUUUAAUGACACUUAUACAACUGAAUUUCAAGGUGUUAAUGGAACAUCUCAAGAUUAUCCAUUAACUGAUCAAGGUAUAGCCUGGGCUACUGAUAAAAACAGAUUUAAAAAGACGAAGUACAAUUACACCGAAGUUGUCCCCCCACCAAAUUGGUUCAAGAUGUUCCCUAAUGGUUAUAAUGAAACAAAUAUCCCUGAUAUUUCAACUUGGUAUCAAUUCCAAAAUUCCUACGUAGGUAGACCCAACGGUUGUAAAUUAUUUAACCGAAAUGCAUUACUGUUGGAUACUUUAAAUAAGGGAAUUUAUCAAAUUAAUAUUGGGUUGCAUUUCCCUGUUUUACCAUAUAAUGGUAAGAAGUUUAUUUAUAUCUCACAAAGGUCGGUCAUUGGUGGUAAGAACGACUUUUUAGGAAUUAGUUGGAUGGUCGGUGGAGGAGUUUGUUUUAUUUUAGGUCUUGUCUUAUUGAUUAUUAAUUUUGUUAAACCUAGAAAAACAGGUGAUGUCAAUCUUUUAAGUUGGAAUCAAGAGAGAAUCCACCGUGAUGAGAAAAAUGCUGAGCUUGCCGAUGGUGCUGCCAGUAGUAGUGGAUACGAAAGAAAUUAA